Messenger RNA from Dipodomys spectabilis (banner-tailed kangaroo rat), 1868 nucleotides. RefSeq names its product zinc finger protein 764-like. Gene Ontology annotation, cellular component: nucleus. Gene Ontology annotation, molecular function: DNA-binding transcription factor activity, RNA polymerase II-specific; RNA polymerase II cis-regulatory region sequence-specific DNA binding. The transcript has 3 exons. The record is from RefSeq and is a predicted model, not a curated record. Bases 176 to 1411 code for a protein of 411 amino acids. Gene Ontology annotation, biological process: regulation of transcription by RNA polymerase II. Lineage: Eukaryota; Metazoa; Chordata; Mammalia; Rodentia; Heteromyidae.
CCUCGGCUCUGGAUUUUCCUCACUCUCGUGGGCCCUCCAGAGGCUGCUUCCAGCCUCUCCUCAGGCCUCGUGCCAGGCCGUCGGGCCGGGCUGGGAGGGGUUCUUGAGCGCCGGGCGCCGCCCUGGAACCGCACACCCGGGCCGGGGAGGGGGCGGCGGCGGCCGGCCGGGUCCCAUGGCGCCGCCUCUGGCCCCGAUCCCCACCCGAGAGCCGAGCGGAGCCGCUCCCGCGUGCCGGAAGCCCGGGGCCGUGAGCUUCGCGGACGUGGCCGUGUACUUCUCCCCCGAGGAGUGGGGGUGUCUGCGCCCCGCACAGAGGGCCCUGUACCGCGACGUGAUGCGGGAGACCUACGGUCUCCUGGGCGCGCUCGGCAAAGGAGGCACCAAGCCAGCGCUCAUCUCCUGGGUAGAGGAAGAGGCUGAACUGUGGGGUUUGGAUGCCCAGGAUCCGGAGGUGGCCAGGUGUCAGGCGGGCACAGCCCCAGCAGAUUCCAGAAACAAGGAAGAGAAGCGAGGAAGGGAGCCAGUGGAAGCGCUGCAGGAGACAGUUUCUACUGACCCUGGGCCACGUGGGAUGCAGGGUCUGGGACUCCCUUCUGCUGGACUCCCUCAGGGCUUGGAGGCAGUAGCCAAAGCACCUCACCGCGGUCGUCCCCCACUCCGAGCCCACCCCUCUGUCCCCCGAGCAGACCAGCGUCAUGGCUGCUAUGUGUGUGGCAAGAGUUUCGCCUGGCGCUCCACACUAGUAGAGCACCUCUAUACCCACACCGGAGAGAAGCCCUUCCACUGUCCUGACUGCAACAAGGGCUUUGGCCGGGCCUCCUCCCUGAGCAAGCACCGGGCCAUCCACCGAGGCGACCGGCCCCACCGCUGCCCUGACUGUGGCCGGGCCUUCACGCAGCGCUCCGCCCUCAACACGCACCUGCGGGUCCACACUGGCGAGAAGCCCUACUGCUGCGCUGACUGUGGCCGCUGCUUCAGCCAGAGCUCCGCCCUCCACCAGCACCAGCGGGUGCACAGCGGCUUGACCCCCUUCCCUUGUGCCGACUGCGGCCGAGCCUUUGCCCAUGCGUCGGACCUCAGGCGGCACAUGCGCACUCACACCGGCGAAAAGCCCUACCCCUGCCCAGACUGUGGACGCUGCUUCCGCCAGAGUUCAGAAAUGGCAGCCCACAGGCGGACCCACAGUGGCGAGCGCCCUUAUCCCUGUCCUCAGUGUGGCAGAUGCUUUGGCCAGAAGUCAGCCAUGUCCAAGCAUCAGUGGGUCCAUCGCCCUGGAGCUGGGACCCGCGGGAGCCGAGGAUCUAGCGGGUUCCCUGGGCCACUGGCCCCUGACCCGGGAGACCUGGACCCACCUGUGGGUUUCCAGCACUAUCCAGAGAUAUUCCAGGAAUGUAGGGCAUGGCCUUAAAAGGAGGGGGGAGGGAGUAGAGAUCUAGACAUUGCCUGAAGUCCUACACGGGCACAGAGUCAUGAGCCUGUAUGACUGACUUCCAGGGAGAUUACAGAAUUUCUAUCAAGAGCUGGUGGUGGGGACUGUGGCCCAAGCUCUAGGAGCUGUCACUGCAACACAGAGGUGACCCGAGAAACCCUGCUAGAACUUCACUUGGGAGGCAGCACAGUUUCUCCAUUCAGAGGUGGGAAAGCAAAUUGAGGCAAAUUGUUUGACCAGUUACCCAGUUGGGAAGUUCAAACGAAUGGCUCUAUUAGAACUGGGCCUUUGGCUGCCUAUACUUAGAUCCUUCCAGGCAACAUUGUCAAAAUUUAAAAAUUGGAGUAUUUCACACAAAAAUCUCAAGUUUCUGCUUUCUCCUGAAAACAGAUUGGGAGGCAGAUGCCAGUGGCUAACACCUGUAAUCCCAGCUACU